UCCAUGUGCUUCACCCGGGGCUCUACUCCCCCUCUUAUCACAUUUGCAUAAAAUGUGUGUCAGUAGGGCAGCGCUCACAUGCAGCGCGCGCAUGUAGCAGGCAUUCCAAUGUCAAACGAGUCCACGCGCAGUCAUCUGCCACUGUGAACAACAGAGAGGAGGAACAGCAGUUACUACAGCAGCGUGACUGGGAAGGGAAAAGGGCGUGUGAAACGGAGUCAUAGUCCUUGGCACACAAUACCACAAACAAUUUAAAGGGCAUAGAAAGGAGGGGGGAAACUAGUGGGGGAAAAGCUCAGUCACAUUUCUAAGACACCUGAAAACGUGUUUGGUGUGUGUAUGAGUGUGAUGCCUGUGCACGUCUCAAACUAGUUGCACAUCUCUGCCUUGAUGCCAGGUCACUAGCUCUGAUUGUUCGUUACUGUAAUGUACACGAUCCAGUCUUUAAGGACAGCUCUCAGAGAGUGAGGACGCUUACCUAAAGGACUUCUGACUUUUGAGAAUCAACUUCUUUUUCCGAGACAACAGACUUCUUGAAGUUCUCACCUGUGUGGACGGAAUUUGAAACACGCUGAAUAUUAUUAUUAUUAUUAUAGAGCCGACUCAGAUAUCUGCAUUUCCUUCAUCAACACCAGGAACAGACACCAUGGACGGCAGUCCAGGUGAAGGAGUGAUCCACUAUGCAGGCUCAACAGGAAGUGCCAGCCCUAGUCCAGGAAGCCCAUCCAGUGGGUACCAGACCCAGUCUCCAUCUUCUCAACCCUCAUCCCCCGAGGAGGUCUCCUUCACUGAGCUUGGUACCCUUAAAAAAUAUUCAGCUGGAAGCAAUGGCAAUUCUGCAGGGGGCAGCAAACUGGUUUUCCAGUUUCCAGAAGUAAGCAGUGCUACCUCUGUCAACACCGUUACCCCUACCGUAACGUCAUCAGGGCAAAACUCUUACUCUCACCCGAUGGUUGGCAGGCGACCCAUUGGGUUCACGGGUACCUUUACAAAAACAGGAGGUAUGGUGUUGCUUUGCAAAGUAUGUGGGGAUAUUGCAUCAGGAUUUCACUAUGGUGUCCAUGCAUGUGAGGGAUGCAAGGGUUUCUUUCGCCGCAGUAUCCAGCAGAACAUCAAUUAUAAGAUGUGUGUGAAGAAUGAAAACUGUCUGAUCAUGAGGAUGAACCGCAAUCGCUGUCAGCACUGUCGCUUUAAGAAGUGCCUCUCUGUCGGCAUGUCCAGAGAUGCUGUGCGAUUUGGACGCAUUCCAAAGCGUGAGAAACAACGCCUACUGGACGAAAUGCAGAGUUACAUGAACAGCCUUAAUGAAUCAGCAUCCAUGGACAUUAACUGUACUACACCCACCGAGACCCCUGCCAGCCCUGACGAUGGCCAAUCAGAAGAGGCCAUUGGUGCUAUCUCACAAGCUUAUCGUAACAUCUUCGUGAAUGGGGAGAAGUUGUUGGUGAAAAUUGACGAUGACAACAACAACAAUCCUUCUUCCUUCCGUCAUAAUCAAAUACAAGAGUCCGGCUACACCCAGUCUCACCCUCAGCCAAGCAUCUCACCGCAAGAACAUGCUGUCCAUUCCACAACAAGCUGCCUCACCCAAUCCAGAUGUCCGUUCGCCAAUCACGACAACAAACCAACAAUCCAGGUUAUGGACAACAAUCAUUAUAACUUUCCACAAUCCUCAAGUCCCAACCAGGGAACUACACCUUCUCAAAGCUAUCCAUCUAAGCACAACAGUUAUUCCACUCAGACGUCUUGUCCUUGGAGACUGAGUCCUGGUGCUAAAGUUCUGGCAUGUCCUCUCAAUGCAUGUCCCGUCUCCCCAGCCAGUCACUCCAGUCAACAGGUCUGGGAGAGUUUCUCCCAGUGCUUCACUCCAGCUGUUAAAGAAGUGGUUGAAUUUGCCAAGAGCAUUCCAGGGUUUCAGGCACUGAGUCAACAUGAUCAGGUCAUGCUACUGAAGGCGGGAACCUUUCAGGUUCUAAUGGUGAGGUUCUGCUCGCUGUUUGACGCCAAGGAACGGACUGUAACAUUCCUAAAUGGUCAGACCUACCCGUUGGCAUCCCUGCGAGUGCUUGGCAUGGGCAGCCUUCUGGACGCCAUGUUUGAGUUCAGUGAGAAGCUGGGGAACAUGGGGCUGGAGGCUGAUGAGAUGGGCCUCUUCAUGGCUGUGGUGCUGGUUUCUGCAGAUCGCUCAGGUAUAUCAGACGUGAGUGCCGUAGAGCAGCUCCAGGAGGAUUUGAUUGCCGCUCUUCGCGCUCUCAUCACACGCCGGAGGCCGGAGGACAGCUCGCUCUUCCCCAAACUCCUGCUGCGUCUGCCUGACCUCCGCACCCUCAACAACCAGCACUCCGACAAACUCCUUGCCUUCCACAUUGACCCCUGAGGACAGAAAGAGACAAUCACCAGACCUACCUAAGAUCAUCUACACAGGGUCAAAGCAGAGAUUCAGGGUGCUCUUCUUGUACAAAUAAGCCAUGCAUAAUUCAGGAUGAACUUCACACUUACACAGACACCUCAGACUUACUUCACCACGUCAAACUUUUCCAGUGUAACUUAAGAACUCUAUAAAGAACGGAGCAGAUGCUGGACAUUUGGACUUUUCAGGAGAGUUUCAAGAAAUCCGAAGAAGAGGGAAUAGAUUUUUCUUUCUACAAUGGACAUUUGAUGAGAUUAUUAGGUGAUUUUAUAACCAGAAUUAAUCUGGACUCUCAAAUCAGUGUCAGUAUUCAGUUUUGGGACAUUAUAAAUAUUUUUCUCACUCCAGAUGCCAUUCAUUCAUUAUCAUGUUGUUCAAAACAUUGCACAACCUUAACUACUUCUCAUAUUCUAACUCAUAAUUCAAUAAUUUCAUUUAACACAUUCUUAUAUCACUUUGUGGACCAUUAUAAAUAUUGUUUAUUGCUCAUGUCAGGCACAGGCAGUCAAAACCUUGAGUGUAAAAACAUGUAUUAUAAUUGAAAUAUAUGAUAGUUUCUCAUAACUGUAUAAGACUGUAAUAUGUAUUCUCAUGUGGAAAUAUCAUAAUAGCAGGGACAGUGGGUUGUUCAAUGAAGAAAGGACUGCUCAUCUUGUAUUUAAACUUGUAAUUUACAACAGCUCUGCAUGGAUAUGGUUUAUUCUACUCUUUGCAGUUCAGAAUUAUCUGAGUGUAUUGAAGAGGAUGGGUUAGCUGCAAAGUGGCCAUUGACAUUUCUACACAAAUUCAAUUCAUUUGUUUCACGUGCAUCUAAAUGUAUAUUUGAUAAAUGUAUUAUGUUUGUUUAUCUUUUACCAUAGAGAUGGCAAGAUUAUGUAUAUUAAAAGAUUACCUUUGAA
This is a messenger RNA of Ctenopharyngodon idella (grass carp), 3309 nucleotides long. It is a transcript of the gene nr1d4b, whose product is annotated as nuclear receptor subfamily 1, group D, member 4b. Gene Ontology annotation, molecular function: zinc ion binding; RNA polymerase II cis-regulatory region sequence-specific DNA binding; nuclear receptor activity. Bases 647 to 2377 code for a protein of 576 amino acids. Lineage: Eukaryota; Metazoa; Chordata; Actinopteri; Cypriniformes; Xenocyprididae. Gene Ontology annotation, biological process: negative regulation of transcription by RNA polymerase II; hormone-mediated signaling pathway; positive regulation of transcription by RNA polymerase II. The transcript has 8 exons. The record is from RefSeq and is a predicted model, not a curated record.